UGGCAAACAGAGGAGCAGCAUCAGCAUGAAGAAGAGGCUGAUGGAAAGUGUGUCGGGUGCUGCGAUCACCAUCUCCAGCACGCACUGCCUGACGUUAUCUGCUGAAAGCUCUCCGACAUUCUGUUAACAAAGAACAUGAAGAGCCCAUAUCACUCUGCGGCUGAGGACCAGGAAACAGGGCACAAACAUGAAGGAGAGGAGUGAAGUUUGUCUGGCGUGGAAAGGGCUGCUGCUGGGGAUGUGUGUGCUGCUGUUCCUGUGCUCAGCAGGUUUAGUGUUCCUGCUGGUUCGACAGAAAGAGCUGACGGAGGAGCUGAUCAGCUUGGACGCACGGCUGCAGGUGCUGUCACAGAGCUGCAGGUUGCAGGCUGGCAUCCUGCCCAUGGACCCCGGAGAAGCUGGAGAGCUGAAGAAGCUCCGUCGCGGAAGAAGGAGCUGGGACGGAGAACCAACGCAAAGCCAAGACCAGAAGGAUAUGCUGAUGCUGAUGACGUACUCCAUGGUUCCAGUCAAAGCCUUCAUAGAGAUGUGUAAUAGCUCCAGAGGAAUGUGUUUAACAGGCCCACCUGGACCACCAGGUUUGCCUGGCAGAGCUGGUUCACCGGGACCACAAGGUGUGCCUGGGCCUAAGGGGAGACGCGGAAAAAGAGGUCCCCCUGGUGAAAAAGGAGAACCAGGACCUAAAGGAGACCCUGGGCCUCCGCAACUGAAAGGCGAGACCUCCAAUGACAUUCUCACUGAAGGUCCUCCAGGUCCAAGGGGUCCACCGGGUCCACCAGGCCCACCAGGUCCACCCUGUCCUGUUUGGUAUUCUAAUGAAGUGAGAAAUAGAGAACACCUCCAUCAAACCGACAUGUUGAUGGUGACCAAUUUUCAAGCUGGUGUAACAAAGUCCCGAAACAUCCAUAGAAACUUGUCCUGGAGGAUAAUCCACCUCCCCACCAUCUACCAUUAUGAUUCAUCUAAUCUGACACGGGAGGCCGUCAAUGAAACCGACACAAAAAACAUCAGCAGCUCGACAAUUAACCAGACUGAAUCACCAACAUCACAUCCAGCUGAUGAUAGCAGAGACGUACUGAAUAUUACUGACACUAAAAAACUUGUAGACACAAGUGUGGAAUCUAAGUCAGUAUCAGUUCAUCCAGACUACAGCCACGACACCUUGAAUGAUACCAACACAGAGAAUGUUACAGAGGCACCAAUUAAAUUAUUAACUGUGCUACUUUCUCCAGACCGGAUUCAGAACAGUGACACCUUCAAUGGUAGCGGAAACAUUAUUGAUACAUCCAUAAAAAAUGAGUCAGUGUCACCUCGUCCAGACUAUGGUAAUGACACUAGGAUUGAAACCAGCUCACAGACUGUUACAGAGGCUCUAAUUAACUUACCAACAGUUUUACCAACACCACAUCCCGCUCAUGAAGCCAGAGAUGUUUUAAAUAUCACUGACUCUGAGAAACUUCAAGACACAGAUAAGGAAUCUGAGUCAGUAUCAUUUCAUAAAGACUACAGCCAUGACACCCUGAAUGACUCCAGCAAAGAGAACGUUACAGAGGGAGCAAUAACAUUAUUAACUGAAUCACCAACACCACAUCCUGCCGAUAGCAGAGACGUACUGAGUGUUACUGACUCUAAAAAACUUCUAGACAAAAGAGUGGAAUCUGCAUCAGUUCAUCCAGACUACAGCCACGACACCUUGAAUGAUACCAACACAGAGAAUUUUACAGAGGCACCAAUUAAAUUAUUUACUGCCCUACUUUCUCCUGACCGGAUUCAUAACAGUGAUUACUUCAAUGGCAGCGGAAACAUUAAUCAAACAUCCAUGAAAAGUGUAGUAACUGUAUCAUUUCAUCAAGACGAUAGCCAUGGCCCCUUAAAUGAUACCAAAACAGAGAAUACUACAGAGGCACCAAUUCAAUUAUUAACAGCCUCACUUUCUGUAGACCUGGCUCAAAAGAGGGACGGCGUCAAUAACAGCGGAAACAUUAUCGAUACACCCAUGAAAAGUGACUCUUCAUAUCCACUCCAGACCACCAACAAGAUCAAUGUGACAACCAAUGUGAGACGGACCAGAAGUGAGUGCAAAAUUAGAAAUAUUAAAUGUUCAGAGAAAGCCACCUCAAUGCAAAGCACUUUUGGAGCCUGGAUGUCCGAUGCAUCCCAGCUGGAUGACGCUCGAUACUGGCUGGCCGAUCAUUUUUCAGGUCGAUUUUUCGAGGAGCACAGGAACAUUUCAACAUUUCAGGAUACAGGCCACAAAAUUAUAGACAUCAACAGGUUCUUCCAGGGUUGUGGUCAUGUUGUGUACAAGCUGUCACUUUACUUUCACAACGCAGGAUCAAACACACUUAUAAAAUUUAACCUGAACACCAGGAGAACAAACACUCUGAUCAUGGCACACAGCAGAUAUCACAGCCUGGCUUAUCUUUUCCGCAACUCAAAGACAUACUUCAAGUUUGCUGUGGAUGAAAAUGGACUGUGGGUAAUUUUUGCAUCAGAUACAGAAGAUAAUACGAUGGCUGCAAAGCUUAACCCUGACACAUUCUCUGUGGAGUCAGUCAUAAACACUCACUACCCAACAACUAAAGCAGGAAAUGCUUUCAUUGUAUGUGGAGUGUUAUAUUUUACAGAUGACAAAGACAGGAAGGUUACAUAUGCUUUUGAUUUAAAGAAAGAGAGUCCUCUGGAUGUAAAUUUUGAUCUAAGGCCAGGUAAUGGCAUCUUGGCUAUGCUGUCAUAUUAUCCCAACAAAAAGCUUUUGUAUAUGUGGGACAACAGCAGUGUAAAAACCUGCAAAGUUAAACUCAAACUGACCUAAAAAUAACCACAAACCUUGUAAAAAUGAGCAAUAAAAUAAUUUUUAAAAUCUCA
Molecule: messenger RNA, 2868 nt
Organism: Micropterus dolomieu (smallmouth bass)
Lineage: Eukaryota; Metazoa; Chordata; Actinopteri; Centrarchiformes; Centrarchidae
Product: gliomedin-like
Exons: 25
Coding region: 188-2815 (875 amino acids)
Biological process (GO): signal transduction
Cellular component (GO): cell surface
Source: RefSeq, a predicted model, not a curated record